AUGGCGCUGUGUCGGGACCGUCUGCUGCCGGUGCUGCUGCUGCUGGCGCCGCUGCUGCUCGACUCGGCCUCGGCCACCUUCGGCUACGGCAAGUUCGGCAACAAGCAGCACUGCGGCGACUACGGAGGCAAGGGGUGGGUGUUCGGCUACGGAAAGAGGGGCGGCAAGGCCUUUAGGGAUAAGGGCCGAUACCGCCACUUUGGCAGCCACAGCUUCGGCUACGGCGAAGGGCCGCACGACUUCGAGUACGGCCAUGGUUGCGACAUCUAUUUUGACUUUGCACCAGACCACGGUUAUGACUACAAAGGCUCAAAAGGUGGCUACAGCACCUCAAAGAGCGGCUACGAUAUCUCGGACAGUGCCUAUGGUCUAUCGACAAGUGAUUACACCACAUCGAAGAAAGGCCUCUUCGGCGGCAUCUUCAAGAAGAACAAAAACGGCGGCGGCUUCUUCGGAGGCAUCUUCGGCAAAAACAAGAAAAAGGGCGGCUACGGAUCGGAUGAAUACUACGGCCUGCUGGCGUACGGCGGCCACGGCCACGGGCACGGCUACGGUCACGGCUACGGCCACAACGGGUACGGCUACGGCCACCACUCCUACGGCCACGGCUACGGCCACCACGACCACAGCUACGGCCAGGCCGGCUACGGCGGUGAUCAGUACCUGCACGACUACAACGCUCACGGAGCCUUCUCCGGCAAGUACGGCCACUCGCUGAGCGGCUACAGCAGCUACGGUGGUGUCAAGCUCGACGGCGCGGAGAGCAUCGGCGAGCUGGAUGGACUGGAUGUCGUGGAGGGCUAUGAGGGUGCCACCAGCCUGGAGGGCAUCGAAGGCUUGGACGGACUGGAGGGCCUGGAUGGGCUCGAAGGCCUGGACGGCUUGGAGGGCCUGGAAGGUUUGGAGGGCUACUCCAACCUGGAGAGUGCCACUGCUAAAGAGAGCAGCGACACCUCCUCGGCGGGGUCAGAGGAGAGCGGCGUGCGUAAAAGGAAGGUGAUGUCCCCGCCGCCGACCGGCCACAAGACGCGGUACGUGCCGGCGCCGGCGGCGAGCGGCAGCCCUCGGUCGGCAGUGAAGAGCAGCCGGCCGAUCGUCGCCCGGUCAAACGCCGGCAAGGGCUCGACGUGA
Molecule: messenger RNA, 1131 nt
Organism: Amphibalanus amphitrite
Lineage: Eukaryota; Metazoa; Arthropoda; Thecostraca; Balanomorpha; Balanidae
Product: hornerin-like
Exons: 2
Coding region: 1-1131 (376 amino acids)
Source: RefSeq, a predicted model, not a curated record